AGAGGGAGGGAAAAGGAAAUACUCUGUGACAGAGGCAGGGACCGUAGGACCGAGUGGUUGAUUGUCACGUCCGGAGGUUUCCUUCCCAGGCCCUGCCCAGGUAGGAGCAGAAAACUUGCCAGCACCUGUGGGCUCGCGGGGCGGGGCAUGGUGGCCAGAGAUCACGGCCCUCACCAUGCCCACACACUCCCCUGAAUCAAUUUUGGAAGACUUUGAGUACGAUGAGUCUGCUGAAGCCUGUGAUAUGGGGAACAUCGUGGCCUUUGGGACCGUCUUCCUGUCCAUACUCUACUCCCUUGUCUUUGCCUUUGGCCUGCUGGGAAAUUUGCUGGUGGUGUUUGCCCUCACCAAUAGCCAGAAGCCCAAGAGUAUCACUGACAUUUACCUCCUGAACUUGGCCUUGUCUGAUCUGCUCUUUGUAGCCACCUUACCCUUCUGGACUCACUACCUAAUAAGUGAACAAGGCCUUCACAAUGCUGUGUGCAAACUCACCACCGCCUUCUUCUUCAUUGGCUUUUUUGGAGGCAUAUUCUUUAUCACUGUCAUCAGCAUUGAUAGGUACCUGGCCAUUGUCCUAGCGGCCAACUCCAUGCACAACCGGACCGUGCAGCAUGGCGUCACUAUCAGCCUAGGUGUCUGGGCGGCAGCCAUCUUGGUGGCAGCACCUCAGUUCAUGUUCACAAAACAAAGAGAAAAUGAAUGCCUCGGUGACUACCCUGAGGUCCUGCAGGAUCUCUGGCCUGUGCUCCGCAACGUGGAGGCAAAUUUGCUUGGCUUCUUGCUACCCGUGCUCAUUAUGAGUUACUGUUACUUCAGAAUCAUGCGGACACUGUUUUCCUGUAAGAACCAUAAGAAAGCCAAAGCCAUCAAACUGGUCUUUCUGGUGGUCAUCAUGUUUUUCCUCUUCUGGACACCCUACAAUAUCAUGAUUUUCUUAGAGACUCUUAAUCUCUAUAACUUCUUUCCCAGUUGUGACAUGAAGAGGGAUCUGAGGUUGGCCCUCAGUGUGACCGAGACAAUUGCGUUUAUCCACUGUUGCCUCAAUCCAUUUAUCUACGCAUUUGCUGGAGAGAAGUUCAGAAGAUACCUUAACCACUUAUAUCGGAAAUGUCUGGCUGUCCUGUGUGGCCAUCCUGUCCACGUCAGUUUCUCCCCGACUGAAUCACAAAUGAGCAGGCGGGAAAGCAUUUUGAGCAGCAAUUUUACCUACCACACCAGUGACGGAGAUGGGUCCAUCCUUCUCUGAAAGAAGGAAUACCCAAAGUCUUAUCUCUUGAUGAACUGAAUGCCCCAAAACAACCCCAAAGCAUUUUUGAGAAUGUAAGAAUGUCCUUAACUGCAAAUGCCAGGGCUUUUUGUUUACAAAUGAUAAAAAUUUAACUCAGACUACCUUAACGAAAGAGGAGGUGGGGAGUAUUAUUCAUAUGGUGGCUUGCGCAAGAGAGUGGCUGUGCCCUCAAAGUAGAAACUAGGGCUUGAGUCCAGCAAGAAUUUCCUCUCUCUGGCUCUCAGCUCUCUGAGUGGUGACACAGCUUAGCCAAUAAUGAGACACUGAGACCCAUCCCUCUCUGGUCCCAAGGUUAAAAUUCCCAGGGAAGGGUUUUCAUUGGCCAAGUCUGAAUCAGAUGUCCAUCCCCAGACCAGAUUGUAUCCAUGCGGGGAGAAUAGAUAAUAUGGCAGCUUCCAUUCCAAUCUCAUGGUUAAAAGUGCAGAGAGACAUAGUUCCAAGAAGCUGGAGGGCUGGGUGCUUUUUUGAUCUGAUAGAACAAGAGCUGCCCAUCAACCUAUAUGUCUGGGCCAACCUCCUCACUGAUCACACCAGCCAGCACACAUUGCCAAUCUCCUCUCCCUGAAGCCCCUUUCUAUCAUGCCCCCAAACUUACAAUGGUUGCCCAGUGCCUACUGCAUCAAAUUUGAGAUCCUCCAUCAUGCAGUCCCACCAACAGAUUUCCCAUUUCUUCCCCUUUCUGAAAGAAUCCCUCCUCUCAGCCAGCCAGGUCUCUUCCAUCCAGCCAUAUGCAUCAUCACCUGCUUCCAGACCCAGGAAGAUAAAUAGAAAGAACCCUGGCCCAAACUAAAAAGGGAUGGCUUCCAUUCCCAGCUCAACACUUGGCCCACUGAGUAGCUUGAAGACAGCCCAGCUUCAGCUUCCUCAUCUGCAGAAUGGAGAUAGAGGUGCUUUUCACAUAAGGAGCAUCCUUCCCAGCAUGAGGAUUCAGCCACCAACUCUUGCAGGUCCCAUCCCUCUUAUCUGGUUCCCAGACUUCAGCUUUCCCCUCUAUCUGGCACAGUGCUUAAGGGGCAGUGUUGGCAGACUUGGCUGUGUUAUUCGAGGGAGCUCAGAUACAGAGGAGGCUGGUUCCUACAGUGGCACUCAAUGGACAGUCCUGGAUAUAUAAAUUGAUGGUCCUCCCUGACCCAGCCCUCCAGACUUCCUUGAAUGUUCUUUCCAAUUGCCUUGUGGCAAGCCCCUUCCCAUCUGGAGAGAACCUCCAUCAUUCAUGCCACUACCAACCUGGAGAGCCAGGGUCCCAGGAGCAGCUUUCUCCCCUUUUCAGUAGACAUCUGGGUUGGUCUAAUACUUUAGAGCUUGAAAAACAAUUGUAAUGCUAAAUAGAAUGUCACCUAUAACCUAAGCAUGUAAUACCUUCAUUUGUUCACCCAGAACUUGUUCACACUUUCACAUGUUUAGAGUUGAAAGCAUCAUGUACAGACUGUUUUGUAAUCUGCUAUUUUUCUCUUAACAUUAGACCACAAAUAGUUCUGUUUCUGUAUAGUUUUUAAUGAUGGCUUUAGAAGGCUCUGUCAGGUUGUGUACUCAUUGAAGGCAACUGACUCAUCGCUGUAUUUCUGACACCCUCUUGGCAAAGUCAGUAAGUUGGUUUAAACGAGAGAAUGAAUUAUGUUCCAUCAAGAUCAAGUACUGUAAUUUACUCACCAUUAUCCUUUGAUAAACUUGUUUCCAAUAUUUAACAAAUACAUAUUACAGCACUUAUGUCUAUGUAAUUCCUUUUCUCCUCUUCAAUGAUUUCCUUUGGAUAGAUUAUUCAUCAUGGGGGUCACUGGGAUGAAGGCACAGGAAAUGUUUGGCUUUGGACACAUACACACAAAAUUAUUAUGAAAUCAUUAUUGCACAAAAAUUAUAUACAUUAUGUGGGCUCAGAUCCAGAGUUGUUCCAAAGAUGAGUAAGGCCUCUGCCUGCCUUGAUUUAACAUUCAGGUGCAGAACAGAGAAGUGCAUUAAUUGGUCACAGAGGAGCAGUCAGACCUGAGUCUUUAAGGGUAAGGAGCUCUCCUGACAAUGGAGGAGAUGGCAUUCUAGGCUCAGUGAAUGGCAUAUGUAAAGGGGGUAUAUGAGAGCAUGGGGAUCUUAAGAUGUAAGAAAAGCAUGUGAAUACUGAAAUGCAUUAGGAGCAGAAUGGGUGGGAAGACUCUUCUGGAACAUUGGCUCAAACAACUAACAGAGGGGCAUAUUCUCUUCAGGCUAUCUACAGGUUUGUUCCGUUAUCACUUAAACCUCAUUGCAACUGCUGAAUCAUAAAACUUUAAAUAAAUUUUAGCUUAUUUCUGGACUCCCAAGAAAAGAGGGAAAAAUUCUUUGGGCUUGAAAAAAUCAAAGUAGAGAGAUAAGUGCUUUCAUUUCUAAAUGGAAAUUAAAUUUGUAUCAUAAGAAACAUUCAGUCAGUCAUUUUGCUGAAUAAGACAGAGAAAGGAAGAAAUAGGGACGUUCAUUGAAAACCUUAAAUAGCAAUGAUGCUGGUGGCUAAAGGAAGGCACAUUUGAAAAAGACAGUUGGUCCUAAGAGCACAGCUGGAUCAGACCCACUACUGUUUCUGAGUUCCAGGCUUCCCAAAAGCAGAGGGAAAUGGACUCCAAAGGCAGAGAGAGAUCUGUGAUUGUGUCCCAACAUAUUAACUCUGUGAGCUUGGGCAAGUUACUUGACACCUCUGAGGCUCAGUUUUCUCAUCUGAAAAAUAAGAACAAAAGUAGUGCCUACCACCUAGGAUUAUUGGAAGAUUUAGUAAGAUUGCCUUCACAAUGCUCACCAAGCUCACCUGGCAAAGCAAGGUCAAAUAAACGGUGGUGACAACUGUUGGAUAUUUCCCUCUUCUCUUUCUUCUCCUCCUUCUCCUCGUCCUCCUCCUUCUCCGCUUUUUUCCUUCUCCUCCUUCUUCUCCUCCUCCUCCCUCUCCUUCAGUUGAAACUUUCCCAGUGAAGAAAUGCAUACUUUCUUACUCUUGCCUCUGGGACUCUUAGUCCCAGAAUAACAGAAUUGUAGGUGUCAGUGGGAGACAGGAGACCCAGAUGAGGCCGGAGGCUUGUCCAAGAUCAUGCUAGGAAUUAACGAAAGAGGUAGAUCCUUUGACACUCUAUCUACUGAUUUUUUUUUUCAUCUUGAUAAAAAUAGAACCCAAUCCUAUUAUCUGCGGUUGACAAUGUUGUAUUGUAUAUUUAAAAGUUCCUAAGAGAGUAGAUUUAAAAAUUCUGAUGACACACACAAAACUAAAACUAUGUAAGGUGAUAAAUGUCUAAACUAACCUUAUUGUGGUAAUCAUUUUGUAACA
Messenger RNA from Mustela erminea (ermine), 4565 nucleotides. RefSeq names its product C-X3-C motif chemokine receptor 1 (gene CX3CR1). Gene Ontology annotation, cellular component: membrane. The coding region runs from base 176 to 1246 and encodes 356 amino acids. The transcript has 2 exons. Gene Ontology annotation, molecular function: C-X3-C chemokine receptor activity. The record is from RefSeq and is a predicted model, not a curated record. NCBI's taxonomy places the organism in Eukaryota, Metazoa, Chordata, Mammalia, Carnivora, Mustelidae. Gene Ontology annotation, biological process: immune response; G protein-coupled receptor signaling pathway; cell adhesion.